This is a messenger RNA of Pyricularia grisea, 6378 nucleotides long. RefSeq lists its product as uncharacterized. Gene Ontology annotation, molecular function: 3-oxoacyl-[acyl-carrier-protein] reductase (NADPH) activity; 3-oxoacyl-[acyl-carrier-protein] synthase activity; holo-[acyl-carrier-protein] synthase activity. The record is from RefSeq and is a predicted model, not a curated record. Gene Ontology annotation, biological process: long-chain fatty acid biosynthetic process. The transcript has 3 exons. Gene Ontology annotation, cellular component: fatty acid synthase complex. NCBI's taxonomy places the organism in Eukaryota, Fungi, Ascomycota, Sordariomycetes, Magnaporthales, Pyriculariaceae. The coding region runs from base 485 to 6070 and encodes 1861 amino acids.
AGGCAAGUCUAUAGACAAGUACUCUGCUGUGAUUUCUUCUUGCAUUGGUCUGAGUUUUGUAAAAGUGUUCAUCAUAGCGACGCUUUCUCAUACCCGACCUCGAACCAUAUUGGGCGAUUCCGUUCCUUCCUUCCUCUGCCAACUUGCCAUUGUGCUCUAAUCCCUAGAUCUUGAACAGUCGAGGUACUUGCCCUGACAAGGGUUCCUGAAGACGAAUCCUCCCUCCACGGAACCUGCCGUGCUGGAACCACAGAGAAAUCCCCCUCUUGUGUUCCAAGUCUUUCACCUUUCUCUUUUCCUCAAUCCCAAGAUCACGUCUUCAGCGGCAUACUACGACGUCGGGACUUUCAUGCUAGAAUCGAAAUAAUAGACGAUACCCGGAGCGUCACUCCCGCUGGCUGCCUGCCUACUCUUCCCGACGAAUUUGCCUCCCUUCGUACACCCACACUUUUGACCAUCUGGUAUACAUCACAAAUUGCCCAAGAUGCGUCCGGAAAUCGAGCAGGAGCUUGCCCAUACGCUCCUGGUGGAGCUCCUUGCCUACCAGUUUGCCUCGCCCGUGAGGUGGAUUGAAACACAAGAUGUCUUUCUCGCUGAGAAAACAGCCGAGCGGAUUGUUGAGAUCGGUCCUGCAGACACCCUCGGUGUUAUGGCCAAGAGAACACUAGCCUCCAAGUACGAAGUUUUUGACGCUGCAAAUUCGCUGCAACGUCAAAUCCUCUGCUAUAACAAAGAUGCGAAGGAAAUAUACUAUGAUGUCGAUCCAGUGGAGGAUGAGCCGGAACCUGCAGCAGCGGGAUCCAGUGCCCAGGCCCCUGCUGCCGCCGCCUCUGCCGCCGCACCUGUUGCUGCUGCCGCUGCUGCCGCCCCGGCGCCCAGUGCUGGCCCGGCAGCCCAAGUCCCAGAUGCGCCAGUACAAGCCGUUGAAAUUGUGCGGGCGCUCAUUGCUCAGAAGUUGAAGAAGCCAUAUCUAGAAGUACCCCUGAGCAAGGCCAUCAAGGAUCUUGUGGGUGGCAAGUCUACCCUCCAAAACGAGAUCCUUGGUGACCUGGGUAAGGAGUUUGGAACAACUCCUGAGAAGCCAGAAGACACUCCUUUAGACGAGCUUGGUGCAGCCAUGCAGGCUACUUUCGACGGAAACCUUGGCAAGCAGUCACAAGCUUUAAUCGCAAGGUUGAUAUCAUCCAAGAUGCCUGGUGGUUUCAACAUCACAGCUGCCCGAAAGUACUUGGAGACAAGAUGGGGAUUGGCAUCAGGUCGUCAAGACGGCGUUCUGCUGCUUGGAAUCACCAUGGAGCCCCCUGCACGACUGGGAUCUGAAAGUGACGCAAAAGCGUUUCUGGACGAUGUUGCCCAAAAGUACGCUUCAAACGCUGGUAUAAGCCUCACAACGGCUGCUGCUGCUGGGCCUGCAGGCGGUGCCGCCGGUGGUAUGAUGAUGGACCCUGCUGCCAUCGACGCCCUUACCAAAGACCAACGUGCCCUUUUCAAGCAGCAAUUGGAGCUCCUAGCCAGAUACUUGAAGCUCGAUCUUCGUGCUGGCGACAAAGCUUUCCAGGUUUCUCAGGAAUCGUCCAAAGUCCUCCAGAACCAGCUGGAUCUGUGGAUGGCAGAGCACGGCGACUUCUACGCCACUGGCAUCGAGCCCGUCUUCAGCUCGUUGAAAGCAAGAGUUUACGACUCUCACUGGAACUGGGCUCGUCAAGAUGCCCUGAGCAUGUACUAUGACAUUCUUUUCGGCAAGCUCCAGGCUGUCGACCGUGAGAUUGUCAGCCGAUGCAUUGCCAUCAUGAACAGAUCUAACCCCACACUCCUGGAGUUCAUGCAGUAUCACAUGGACAACUGCCCGACUGAGCGGGGUGAGACAUAUCAACUUGCCAAGGAGCUUGGUACGAUGUUGAUUGAGAACUGCAAGGAUGUUCUUGACGUGUCUCCUGUCUACAAGGACGUCGCUAUCCCCACGGCUCCUCAGACGACGAUUGACAAUCGCGGCAACCUCAAGUAUCAGGAAGUUCCUCGAGCCAGCUGUCGAAAGUUGGAGCACUACGUUCAGCAAAUGCAGGCCGGAGGCAAGAUUUCUGAGUACUCCAACCGCUCUAAGGUCCAGCACAAUCUCGCCCGCAUCUACAAGAUCAUCAAGCAGCAGCACAAUCUUUCCAAGGGAUCGCAGCUCGAGAUUCAAUCACUUUACAGUGAUGUCAUUCGGGCUAUGGACAUGAACGAGAGCCAGAUAAUGCCCAAGGAUGGAAACAAGGGCAUGAACAAGCGGCCCAAGCCUGCCAAGUCCAAGCCCAAUGCCGAGACUAUUCCCUUCCUGCACCUCCGCCGCAAGACCAUGCACGGCUGGGAUUACUCCAAGAAACUGACGGGCCAGUACCUCAACUGUCUCCAGGAGGCUGCGAAGUCUGGAGUAACGUACGACGGGAAAUACGCUCUCAUGACCGGUGCCGGUGCCGGCUCCAUUGGUGCUGAGGUUCUCCAGGGUCUCAUUAGUGGCGGAGCACAUGUCGUUGUCACGACUAGCCGCUUCUCGCGAGAGGUCACAGAGUACUAUCAGGCCAUGUACGCCAGAUAUGGAUCACGUGGCUCUCAACUUGUUGUUGUGCCAUUCAACCAAGGCAGCAAGCAAGACGUAGAGGCUCUGGUUGACUACAUUUACGACCCUAAGAACGGCCUCGGCUGGGAUCUCGAUUACAUCGUUCCCUUCGCGGCCAUUUCCGAAACAGGUCGGCAAAUCGAUGGCAUUGAUUCCAAAUCGGAGCUUGCCCACAGGAUCAUGCUGACCAACCUUCUGCGUCUUCUUGGAAACGUCAAGACUCAAAAGGCUACCCGUGGCUUCGAGACUCGACCUGCUCAGGUCAUCCUGCCUCUGUCUCCCAACCACGGUACCUUCGGAGGCGAUGGUCUUUACUCGGAAUCCAAACUCGCUCUCGAGACGCUAUUCAACAGAUGGCACGCUGAGGACUGGGGUAACUACCUCACCAUCUGUGGUGCUAUCAUUGGUUGGACACGUGGCACUGGUUUGAUGUCGGGCAACAAUGUUGUCGCUGAAGGUGUCGAGGCAUUCGGUGUCCGCACGUUCUCUCAGCAGGAGAUGGCCUUCAAUCUCUUGGGUCUCAUGUCGCCCGCCAUCGUCGAUCUUUGCCAGCAAGAGCCAGUCUUUGCUGAUCUCAACGGAGGACUUCAGUUCAUCCCGAACCUCAACACGGUGAUGACUACCCUGCGUAAGGAGAUCAUGGAGAAGAGCGAGGUGCUCAAGUCGGUCACCAAGGAAACAUCCAUCGAGGACAAGAUUGUCAACGGCGCCAACUCUGAGAACCUCUACAGGAAGAAGUUCAUCGACCCCCGUGCCAAUAUCAAGUUUGAUUUCCCACGUGUUCCUGACUGGGAGCAAGAAGUUGCCCCGCUCAAUGAGAAGCUCAAGGGCAUGGUUGACUUGGAGAAGGUUGUCGUUGUCACCGGUUUCGCUGAAGUCGGCCCCUGGGGUAACUCGCGUACUCGCUGGGAGAUGGAGGCCUACGGUGAAUUCUCACUCGAGGGUUGCGUCGAGAUGGCCUGGAUUAUGGGUCUCGUCAAGAACCACAACGGUCCGAUCAAAGGUCGCCCAUACUCUGGAUGGGUUGAUGGCAAGACGGGCGAGCCCGUUGACGACAAGGACAUCAAGGCCAAAUACGAGAAGCACAUUCUGGAGCACUCGGGCAUCCGUCUUAUUGAGCCCGAGCUGUUCAAAGGCUACGACCCCAACAAGAAGCAGCUUCUUCACGAGGUUGUGAUUGAGGAGGACCUUGAACCCUUCGAGACUUCGAAAGAUACUGCCGAAGAGUUCAAGCGUGAGCACGGGGACAAGGUCGAGAUUUUCGAGAUUCCCGACUCUGAUCAAUACACUGUCCGUCUCAAGAAGGGUGCGGGACUCUGGAUUCCCAAGGCUCUCCGAUUCGACCGUCUUGUUGCUGGCCAAAUUCCUACUGGCUGGGACGCUAAGCGGUAUGGCGUUCCUGAUGAUAUUAUCUCCCAGGUUGACCCCGUUGCCCUGUUUGUGCUGGUAUCAACUGUUGAGGCUCUGCUUUCUUCCGGUAUCACCGACCCGUACGAAUUCUACAAGUAUGUCCACGUGUCGGAAGUGGGCAACUGUGUCGGUUCCGGUAUGGGAGGUGCUGCUGCUCUUCGCGGUAUGCACCGUGACCGCUACCUGGACAAGCCUCUUCAGAACGAUAUCCUGCAGGAGUCCUUCAUCAACACCAUGAGCGCGUGGGUCAACAUGCUUUUGAUCUCGUCCUCUGGACCCAUUAAGACCCCCGUUGGUGCCUGUGCCACCGCUGUUGAGUCGAUUGAUAUUGGUUUCGAGACAAUCAUGGAGGGCAAGGCCCGCGUUUGCUUUGUUGGUGGAUUCGACGACUUUGGCGAAGAAGGAUCGUACGAGUUCGCCAACAUGAAGGCGACUAGCAACGCAGUCGAUGAGUUUGACCAUGGCCGCACGCCAAAGGAGAUGUCCCGCCCCACUACGACCACCCGUAAUGGAUUCAUGGAGUCUCAGGGCUGCGGUAUCCAAGUCAUCAUGACUGCCAAGUUGGCGCUUGACAUGGGUGUUCCCAUCCAUGGUAUCUUGGCCUUGACUACCACUGCAUCUGACAAGAUCGGCCGCUCCGUCCCCGCUCCUGGUCAGGGUGUCCUCACCACGGCCAAGGAGCAUGCCGGCAAGCUGCCGUCCCCGCUCUUGGACAUCAACUACAGACGCCGCCAGAUCAACCUUCGCAAGAGACAGAUCGAGCAGUGGAAGGAGUCGGAGCUUGAGUACCUUGCUGAAGAGGUUGCCGCUAUGAAGUCAUCCGAUGAGCAAUUCAACGAGAAGGAGUAUCUUGCUGACCGCUCUCAGCACAUUGAGAAGGAGGCCGCUAGGCAGGAGAAGGAUGUUCUUCGCAGUCUCGGAAACCACUUCUGGAAGAACAACCCUAGCAUUGCUCCUCUUCGUGGCGCCCUCGCAACAUGGGGUCUUACCAUCGACGACCUUCAAGUUGCUUCGUUCCACGGUACAUCAACCAAGGCAAACGACAAGAAUGAGUCCUCGGUCAUCUGUCAACAACUUGCUCACCUCGGUCGCACCAAGGGCAAUGCAGUGCUCGGUAUUUUCCAGAAGUACCUCACAGGCCACCCCAAGGGUGCUGCUGGUGCUUGGAUGAUGAACGGUUGCUUGCAGGUGCUCGACACUGGACUCGUCCCUGGUAACCGCAACGCAGACAAUGUCGACGAAGUCAUGGAGAAAUUCGACUACAUCGUCUACCCGAGCCGCAGUCUCCAGACUGACGGUAUCAAGGCUUUCUCGGUAACCUCUUUCGGUUUCGGCCAAAAGGGCGCCCAGGCCAUCGGAGUGCACCCCAAGUACUUGUUCGCUACGCUUGACAAGAAGACAUUCGAUGAGUACCGUGCCAAGCUCAGCGCUCGUCAGAAGAAGGCUUACCGCUUCUUCCAUGAUGGUCUCGUCAACAACACCCUCUUCGUUGCCAAGGACAAGUCUCCAUACACAGACGAGCAGCUCAGCCAAGUCCUCUUGAACCCAGAUGCAAGGGUCAAGGAAGACAAGAAGACGGGCCAGCUGAUAUUCCCGGGUGAUUUCAUGACGCAGUCUACUCAGAAGGUCUCUCCUCCAGCCAAGGAGACUGUUGAUAUGGUUGAGUCGCUUGCCAAGAGCCUCGAGAGCCCUACCAACAAGGUUGGUGUUGAUUUCGAGGACAUCGAGGCUAUCAACAUCGACAAUGAUACUUUCGUGGAGCGCAACUUCACCGCGAAUGAAAUCGAGUAUUGCAGAAGCUCGCCCAACCCACGAGCUGCGUUUGCCGGACGUUGGUCUGCCAAGGAGGCUGUUUUCAAGUCUCUUGGUGUUGCGAGCAAAGGCGCCGGUGCUCCUCUCAAAGAAAUCGAAAUUGCACGAGACAGCCAUGGUGCCCCUACUGUUGUGCUUCAUGGAGAUGCAAGCGAUGCUGCAAACAAGGCGAAGGUGAAGAAGAUCAGUGUUUCCAUUUCGCACUCGGACACGCAAGCUGUGGCUAUCGCUGUAUCCACUACUGAGUCCUGAUGGUAUACUCUGAAGUCCAGAAGUAAUGUUUUCUGAAGUUUUUUUGUUGAUGCUACAUGUAUAUUUUGCAAUUUCUGAUGGGUUUAUGUUAGCAUGUCUAUUCUUUUUGCUCCAUAUUGGUCGCGGUAAUUUGAUACGAACAAUAGACUGUACUUUUGUUACAUUUAGACGGGUCUUCACUUUGAAUGUGGUACUUGAGAUUGCGAUUUACAUGGUGCUCGUCGAGAUGAUCCUCCUUUCACCAACUAUUCUAGAAUAUUACUCUCCAACAACCAGUUUUACUCCCUGGCUGGGUCCUUUAAAGUCCC